AUGACUCAGCCAUCCAUUACUCCACCAUGCCUCAGCUAUCCACAUAACCCACCAUGCCCCUCAGCCAUCCAUUACUCCACCAUGCCUCAGCUAUCCAUUACUCCACCAUGCCUCAGCUAUCCAUUACUCCACCAUGACUCAGCUAUCCAUUACUCCACCAUGCCUCAGCCAUCCAUUACCCACCAUGCCCUCAGCCAUCCAUUACUCCACCAUGACCAGUCAGCCAUUAUCCACCACUCCACCAUGACCACCAUGGCAUCCAUUACUCCACCAUGCCGCAGCUAUCCAUUACUCCACCAUGACUCAGCUAUCCAUUACUCCACCAUGCCUCAGCUAUCCAUUACUCCACCAUGCCCUCAGCUAUCCAUUACUCCACCAUGCCUCAGCUAUCCAUUACCCACCAUGACCCAGCCAUCCAUGGCCAUCAGCUAUCCAUUACCCACCAUGCCCCAGCCAUCCAUUACUCCACCACAUGACAUCAGCUAUCCAUUACUCCACCAUGCCUCCUAUCCAUUACUCCACCAUCCUCACCUAUCCAUUACCCCACCAUGCCCCAGCCAUCCAUUACUCCACCAUGACUCAGCAGCCAUCCAUUACUCCACCAUGCCUCAGCCCAUUACUCCACCAUGA
Acanthosepion pharaonis is the source of this 630-nucleotide messenger RNA. Lineage: Eukaryota; Metazoa; Mollusca; Cephalopoda; Sepiida; Sepiidae. The record is from the annotation of a GenBank genome assembly.